Molecule: messenger RNA, 1319 nt
Organism: Bemisia tabaci
Lineage: Eukaryota; Metazoa; Arthropoda; Insecta; Hemiptera; Aleyrodidae
Product: cathepsin F
Biological process (GO): proteolysis
Molecular function (GO): cysteine-type peptidase activity
Source: RefSeq, a predicted model, not a curated record
AUUAUUUUUUGAACGACGUGCCCGCGCGGCAUCACAAUGAAGUUUCCCGUGAGUCGCGUCCUGACAGCCCUUUCCGUGCUUUGGUUUUGUUUGACAUUGGGCAAAAGUGAGGGGUUCGACUCGCAUGAGUACGGAGAAAAACUGCGGCUACAGAAUUUGACGGUGAACGAGGACUUGUCGAUGACAUCGGGGGUUGUAAAAUCAUUAUUUGAAGGUUUCGUUAAGAAAUACAAAAAAGUUUAUGCGAGUCCUACCGACAAGGCGAAAAGGUUGGAAAUCUUUUCGGAGAAUUUGAAGAUUUACAACACGUUGAAUAAGGCUGAGCGAGGAACUGCAACCUAUGGUGUGAAUAAGUUUUCGGAUAUGACAGUUCAAGAAUUCAAAGAAAAACUCUUAAAGUUUGACGCAAGAACUUUCCUGCAGACCAAAAAUGAGGUCUACGACGCCCCAGAGCUGAAAAGCAUGAGAAUUCCCAGGCGGUUUGAUUGGCGGACUAAAGGAGCGGUUACAAAAGUCAAAGACCAGAAAAAUUGUGGUUCCUGUUGGGCGUUUUCAGCAGUAGCCAACCUAGAGGGCCUAUACUAUGUUAAACACAAAAAACUUAACAAAUUUUCGGAGCAACAGAUCAUCGAUUGUGAUACGAACUCGGGUGGUUGUUAUGGCGGUUACAUGACGAACGCGGUGCAAUACAUCCACGAUGCGGGUGGAUUGGAGAGGUCCGCCACUUAUCCUUACAAAGCGCGGAAUCAGGCUUGUCGAUUCAAUGUAUCAGCGGCGGUCCUCAAGGUCAAAGGGAACCGCCUUCUCCCCAAAAACGAAAAAAAAAUCGCCAGGUUCUUGUUUAAGCAUGGCCCCGUCUCCGUGGCGCUCGACUCAACUGCCAUGUGGGGCUAUCAAGGUGGAAUUUCACAUCCCUCAGAAGAGCUGUGUAGCAAGAAUUCAGAAGAUGCUCAUCAUGCUAUUGCCCUGGUUGGUUACGGGGUGAGAACGGUAAAAUUAAACGGAGUGAAGAAGCGCUUGUCUUUUUGGAUCGCAAAAAAUAGCUGGGGUGAAGAUUAUGGAGAAAAAGGUUAUUUCUACCUUCAUAGAGGCGACAAUUCUUGCGGAAUCAAUAAUUUUGCCAGCUCAGCAGUGAUAGCCUAAGUAAGAGGUGGAAGAGAUGUACUCAAGACUGAACGAAGAUUUCGCAGGAAAUAGCAGAUUUUCUUUAUUUCGCAGUUCUCUUAUAAAUGAUCUCAUUUUUUAUACUUUACUUAGAAUAGUAGACAAAAAGUUUUACACAAAUAAAGUUAUCAACAUUUUUUACUUUUACACCUAAA